AUGUCCAAGAACACUACCAGCGACAAGCGCACUCCCUGGGUCCCUUACUGCCGCGGCAGCAAGCAAGGACAGAACCGCGACCUGCCGUGCGUCUUCAGCGGAAACAUCUACCAAGUGUGCAACUUCUGCAACAUGCAGCGCGGGCUUAGCGGAUACAUUCCAGACUCGAAGCGGAGUGCUCGAGGCUAG
This is a messenger RNA of Apiotrichum porosum, 189 nucleotides long. RefSeq lists its product as uncharacterized. NCBI's taxonomy places the organism in Eukaryota, Fungi, Basidiomycota, Tremellomycetes, Trichosporonales, Trichosporonaceae. The record is from RefSeq and is a predicted model, not a curated record. The transcript is spliced from 2 exons. Bases 1 to 189 code for a protein of 62 amino acids.